AUGGAACUUGGUCUGAUCCUGAUGUUUGCAUCAGCUUUCGUAAGUGCAAAAGACAGGGAGUUGGAGGAGUUCGUUGAGAAGGACAUCAAGGUCUUUUUUUCGUCGUAUCCGGCACAGGUCCUCGGAAUGGAGGAGGAUCAAGGAGUCCUGGUGUCCCACAGUAAGUAUGUGAAUCCAAGCAAAUACAAGUUUGUCACAAGGGCAAGGCUGGUGAAGUCUGGAGAAAGGUAUGUCGUGAUAUUUGGAGAAAACAAUAUCUGCAAAGAGGGGAACUCGGUGGUGAAGUGCAAGGAGGAAAGGCCCUGGGACAUAGACAGGAAGGAGUUUGGAUACACGAUUUCGACUGACAACAAGUGUAUCACCAAGGGCCCUGACGAGUCGAUUGAGAUGAAGCCAUGUGUCAAUACUGAUGAUCAGAUAUUCGGUUUCAAGCUUGCGGAUCUUGGAGGUUGUGGGAGCGUGGAGUCUCUGCUGGGAAGUGAAAAGCCAAAGAGCACAACAACCAAUGUGAACAUAUUCCAGCCGGAGAGUGAAUGCCUGCCAUCGGUCAUGAUAAAGGCAGAUGGGGAUGUGGAGAAGAUUGAAGAGAAUGAUGUCCAUGUUCUGCAUAAGGAAGGCGCCCACACCCAUGUGAUUGAGGAGGCUGGGCAUCCGCUGUACGAAGAGAGUGCACCCAGCAAAAGGAGGGUAGUUGUCAGCCAUCGAACGAAAAGAAGCCAUCUUCCUGGAACAAGGAGAACUUAUCUGGGGCACCACCACUUUCCCCACCACCACCUGCCCCACCACUACAGAAACAGGACCCUUUUCGAAAGAAAGCCUGUUGUUUUUUAG
This is a messenger RNA of Encephalitozoon cuniculi GB-M1, 831 nucleotides long. RefSeq lists its product as uncharacterized. NCBI's taxonomy places the organism in Eukaryota, Fungi, Microsporidia, Unikaryonidae. The transcript has a single exon. The coding region runs from base 1 to 831 and encodes 276 amino acids. The record is from RefSeq and is marked provisional.